CGCACGGACCCUUUCCACUCGUCGUCGAUGUCGAGCUCACUAUCUUCCGUCGUUUCGGACCUAGUUCGCGCAUCGAUGGGGACGUCUGUCUCACCUAGCGUUACAGAUGAGGACCUAGAUCGUCAUGUCAGGGAAUUACUCAUUAAAGACGCCAAGAAGCGUGCAGAAAAGUACGGACAACAAGGAAUAAGAGCUUACCUCGCUAGUGGACUAUCAGAAAGCAAUGCGCCCAAAGCAAACAAACGAUUUCUAUCCUCUAUCAUACGAAGUACGGAUGACCAUAAUAAGACCAUCUUGAGGGCUCAAGCCCUCGCCGCGGAGGAUGUCAAGCGGGAGAGACGUGAAACUGAGAGAAGAGAAAAGAAAGCUCGAGCAGUGGAGGCCGUGGAAGCGGAGAAAUUGAGAAAACGCCGAAGCCGUCAUGAUGAGUCGAAAGGUUGGGAUAGAUGGGAUGGGAGGACAGCUGACAGAAAGCGAAAACACCGUGAUUGGGAGACGUGGAAUGGAGAUGAUGGCGAGGAUGAGGAUACGGAUAGGAACAGGGACAGGGACAAGGAUAGGCACUCUCAUCGCUCAAGCCGAAGGCGUCGCCGCUCGAGGUCUCGAGAUAGACACAGUCACAGACAUUCUUCUAGACGUUCAAGAAGUCGCGAGAGAUAUUCCGGUUCCUCCAGAAGGCACAGUAAACGCCGCCGGAGUAGGUCAAUGGAAGGUUCGCAGGAGAGAGAACGCGACGGCCCAGACUAUAGGCGGUCCGAUUCUAGAAGAUCUCCGAAUUGUGCUGAAGAGAGUCCAAGUAGACGCACAAGUCGUAGAAAUCGGUCUCGAAGUCGGAAUUCUAGCAGAGCACCGGACAAGAAACGACCAAGAGAUGAGGAUGACCCCCCUAGGUCCACUAACUCAAAACAGAAAAAGAAGAAAUACGCCCUCUCCUCCGACUCCGAACACGAGAAAGAUUACGAUGACCAGCCUAGAAGACGAAGACGGUCACGAUCAUCGACAUCUUUAUCCCAAGAGAAUGACAGCCGCUCGGAAAGGCGUUCAACUCAACCUCAUACAUCCUCGGCCACCACUCCCAAUCCUUCUACGGAACGAGAAGCCGAGUUGUCAAAGUUGGUCCGGUCCAAACGAACAAAGGAAAGCGAAAAGGAAUUCGUAGUUGGGUCAUCCAAAGAUCGGAUUUCCAAACCUCGGAUGACCCGUUCCGCAUCUCCAGAUACCAAAGUCAACAACGAACGGCAAUCAUCUCAAACACUCUCGGAUGACGAUCGCAUGUCGAUGUCGUCUUCUCCGAAUCCAGGUCCCGAUCCUGCUCCAAAUUUACCCUCGAAGAUGGACAGGUAUUUCGAUGAAUCGUAUGAUCCUCGGCUGGAUAUCACAUCCCUAUCAGUACCUCAAGUGCCCGCAACAGGUUUGAUUAACAACGCCGAGUUUGAAGGGUGGGACGCGAUGCUCGAACUACUGCGAGUUCGCCGAGAAGACAAGGCUGAGAAAAAACGCCUGGAGCGCAUGGGGUUGAGUAAAGACGAAGUUAAGAGGUCACUGUAUGGAACAACAACUGCCACCGCUGGUGAGAGCAUCAGUAGCAGUGGCGUACGAGAUAGAUGGAACGCCGAAGGAACUAGUGUGAUGGAUAUACAAUACAGCAAGCGUGGUACCGUUAGGGAGUGGGACAUGGGAAAGGCGGAUUUCUAGACCUGAGCGAUGAUCUACUCCACUCGAUUUUUCUUUACGUUUUUGGAUACAUAUAAUCUCGUCCUUCCAUUACUUUCCUGUCGUCAAACGUCACAUUUUGUACAAUAUCAGUGUGCAUAGAUUGUAACUCCAAAUCAUCAGGUUGAUCAUUUAGUUUCCGUUCACAGCCUUCCAAACAACUAGGGACUCCUCAGCCGUCAGUUGAUCAACUAUAUUUGAGAACUGGUUCGUAUUUCUGGUGGCGCAUUCUCGGAAGAAGGACAGGAGAU
Messenger RNA from Marasmius oreades (fairy-ring Marasmius), 1964 nucleotides. RefSeq lists its product as uncharacterized. The transcript is spliced from 2 exons. The coding region runs from base 28 to 1695 and encodes 555 amino acids. Lineage: Eukaryota; Fungi; Basidiomycota; Agaricomycetes; Agaricales; Marasmiaceae. The record is from RefSeq and is a predicted model, not a curated record.